Messenger RNA from Betta splendens (Siamese fighting fish), 2865 nucleotides. RefSeq names its product matrix metallopeptidase 9 (gene mmp9). The transcript is spliced from 13 exons. Lineage: Eukaryota; Metazoa; Chordata; Actinopteri; Anabantiformes; Osphronemidae. Gene Ontology annotation, cellular component: extracellular matrix. The coding region runs from base 162 to 2246 and encodes 694 amino acids. Gene Ontology annotation, molecular function: zinc ion binding; metalloendopeptidase activity. Gene Ontology annotation, biological process: proteolysis; collagen catabolic process; extracellular matrix organization. The record is from RefSeq and is a predicted model, not a curated record.
CCACGAGCCCAAGUCAGAGCACAGAGACCAGGAGGCAGCAGCCAAAACAAGCCACGCUGAAGGACAAGCUUUCAGAGGAGAAGCCUUUUCUGUUCCUUCCUUUGACGGGACGCUUGGCCUGCGGUGUUGACCUUUGUAGCAAACCGCAGUGAGAGCUCAGCAUGAGGUUCGUUACCGCUCUGGCCGUGUGUUUGGUGGUGGGGGUAAGCGUGCAGGACGCAUGGAGCCACCCCAUAUCCAAAGGCAAAAAGACCCGCUACAUCACCUUCCCGGGGGACGUCCUCAAAAACCUGACUGAUUCGGAGCUGGCAGAAAAUUACCUGAAGAGGUUCGGCUACCUGAACACAGAGCACCGCAGCGGCUUCCAGUCCAUGGUGUCCACCGACAAAGCUCUGAAGAGGAUGCAGAGGCAGCUGGGGCUGGAGGAGACCGGGCAGCUGGACAGGGCCACGCUGGAGGCCAUGAAGCAGCCCCGCUGUGGGGUUCCUGAUGUGGCCAACUACCAAACCUUUGCAGGAGACCUAAAAUGGGACCACAACGACGUCACUUACAGGGUCCUUAACUAUUCCCCAGACAUGGAUAGCGCUCUGAUUGAUGACGCCUUUGCCAGAGCCUUCAAGGUGUGGAGCGACGUGUCCCCUCUGACUUUUACGCGCCUCUUUGAUGGCGAGGCCGACAUCAUGAUCUCAUUUGGAAGAGCUGAUCACGGAGACCCAUUCCCAUUUGACGGGAAGGACGGGCUGCUGGCCCACGCGUACCCCCCUGGUGAGGGACUGCAGGGAGAUGCCCACUUUGACGACGAUGAGUUCUGGACCCUGGGAAAAGGACCAGCUGUGAAGACUCGCUACGGGAACGCAAACGGCGCCAUGUGCCACUUUCCCUUCACCUUUGAGGGCACUUCCUACACGAGCUGCACCACCGAGGGCCGGACAGACAACCUGCCAUGGUGCAGCACCACAGCCAACUAUGACAAAGACAAGAUGUACGGCUUCUGCCCAAGUGAACUUCUCUACACAUUCGGGGGAAACGCUGACGGCGCCGCGUGCGUCUUCCCCUUCGUCUUUCUGGGGGAGGAAUAUGACAGCUGCACCACAGAGGGCCGCAGUGAUGGCUACCGCUGGUGUGCCACCACAAGCAGCUUUGACAAUGACCAGAAGUUUGGAUUCUGUCCCAGUCGCGACACCACUGUGACCGGCGGCAACGCUGAGGGAGAGCCCUGCCACUUCCCCUUUGUGUUCGACGGCAGGACGUACUCCUCCUGCACCAGCGAAGGGCGAGGGGACGGAAAGCUGUGGUGCAGCACCACCGAUAACUAUGAUGACGACAAGAAAUGGGGCUUCUGCCCUGACCAGGGCUACAGUCUGUUCCUGGUGGCAGCCCAUGAGUUUGGACACGCCCUUGGCCUGGAACACUCCAACAUCAGAGAAGCUCUCAUGUACCCUAUAUACAGGUACAUUGAAGGCUUCCCCCUGAAUAAAGAUGACAUCGAAGGCAUUCAGUACCUUUACGGAGGCAGAACCGGCCCCGACCCCACCCCCCCUCGGCCUCGCACCACCACCACGCCCUUCCCAGACCCUGAGACUGACCCCACAGAGGAGCCCACUAAACCAACCACUCCCACCACCACCACACGGCCUGUGGACCCAGCCCAAGACGCCUGCCAGAUGGAUAAAUUCGACACCAUCACCGUGAUUGAGGGAGAGCUGCAUUUCUUCAAGGAUGGACUUUACUGGAAGAUGCCCAGCGGCAGCAGUGAUAAAGGCGUCAUGGGACCGUUUUCUGUUUCUGAGAGGUGGCCAGCUGUGCCCGCGGUCGUUGACUCUGCUUUUGAAGACGUUCUGACCAAGAAAGUGUAUUUCUUCUCAGGGACACGCUUCUGGGUGUACACAGGAGAAAACGGUUUGGGUCCCCGCAGCAUAGAGAAGCUCGGCCUCCCGAACACUGUUCAGAAGGUGGAGGGAGCGCUGCAGAGGGGGAAAGGCAAAGUGCUGCUCUUCAGUGGAGAGAACUUCUGGAGGCUUGACGUAAAGGCUCAGAAGAUCGAUGCAGGGUACCCGCGGUUUACAGAUGUCAUGUUUGGUGGAGUCCCCAGCGACGCCCACGACGUGUUCCAGUAUAAAGGUCAAAUCUACUUCUGCCGAGACCGCUUCUACUGGCGCAUGAAUUCCCGCCGGCAGGUGGACCGCGUUGGUUACGUGAAAUAUGACCUCCUCAAGUGCUCUGAUCCUUCAAGAGUUUUCUACUGAGGACAUGGCCGCACAUGGAUGAGCUGGAAUUUGUCUGUUCUGCGGUAGCACUUGCUUCUCUAUCCUAUGCAGAUGUCUGGGAGAUUGCGAUGCAGUAUUUGUGUGUGGCGCCUGUUGUACGAUGUCUGCUUUUUCAGCUGUGAAUAACUGGCCAUAGUUGAUGUUGGCAAAUUCCAAAACAUACAGCAUUGGCCUAAUACAAGUCAGGAGGCAAGUAGGGGAAAGCCAAUUGUGAUCCUCUGCACUGCUUUAAUCUGUGAACAUAUAUAAUAUGACAUUAUGGUGACCUGACAACACAAAAACCACAACUUAAAUAUUCUCAGAGGCUGUCUGGAUCAAAUUCCAGAUUUUGCUGAACAAUUUCUUUGCGUCUGACAGGUUCAGACUUUUGACAGUAUUGGUUUAUUUUGGUAUUUAUAGCAAUAUAUAAUAUUAUUUUGUGUCUUAAGGCUUGUUUGUUUUGUGUAAUUUUGUGUACAUUUCUGAAAAUGGCUUUAAAGCUAUUUACUUGCACUGGAAGACAAAGCGUGUCUUCUUCACUGAAAUUCUAAUUUAUAAGACUGAUAUGUUUUGUAUUAGGGUUUUAAGUUUUAAUGCAAUAAACAUUCUAUGAAAUUUA